GCCCCGCCGCUGCAGUUUGAGGAGCGGGCGGGGCGGGGCUCCGCAGAAACCGGAAGUGUCUGUCGACGGGCCCCGGGAGCAGUUCCGAUGACUGUUCACAACCUGUACCUGUUUGACCGGAAUGGAGUGUGUCUGCACUACAGCGAGUGGCACCGCAAGAAGCAAGCGGGGAUCCCCAAAGAGGAGGAGUACAAGCUGAUGUAUGGCAUGCUCUUCUCUAUCCGCUCCUUUGUCAGCAAGAUGUCCCCACUAGACAUGAAGGACGGCUUCCUGGCCUUCCAAACUAGCCGUUACAAACUCCAUUACUACGAGACACCCACUGGGAUCAAGGUUGUCAUGAAUACUGACUUGGGCGUCGGACCCAUCCGAGACGUGCUGCAUCAUAUAUACAGUGCGCUAUAUGUGGAGCUGGUGGUGAAAAAUCCCUUGUGCCCGCUGGGCCAAACUGUGCAAAGUGAGCUCUUCCGCUCCCGACUGGACUCCUAUGUGCGCUCUCUGCCUUUCUUCUCUGCCCGGGCCGGCUGAUGGAAGCACCCUACCUCCCCUCCCCUCCUCCUGCCAGGAGAAUCCCUGUCUGCCUUGGGCCCUUCCUCACCUGUGUCACAUGAGGGCUCCCACUGCAUGCCCCUCUACCCCCGAAAGUUCCCCAGCAGCCCUACCAGGGGAACGGCCUAAAGCUCUCCCUGGUGCCCUCCCCGUGACAGGAAGGAAGCCCAGAGGAAUCCCCACACCUCCAAACCAGGCUCUCUCCAGUUUGAUCUCCUACCUGAUGCUGCAAAAGCACAGAAUAAACUUUCGGUAACCUUUUGCAGCC
Suricata suricatta (meerkat) is the source of this 814-nucleotide messenger RNA. It is a transcript of the gene TRAPPC1, whose product is annotated as trafficking protein particle complex 1. Lineage: Eukaryota; Metazoa; Chordata; Mammalia; Carnivora; Herpestidae. The record is from RefSeq and is a predicted model, not a curated record. The coding region runs from base 88 to 525 and encodes 145 amino acids. The transcript is spliced from 5 exons. Gene Ontology annotation, biological process: endoplasmic reticulum to Golgi vesicle-mediated transport. Gene Ontology annotation, cellular component: TRAPP complex.